AUGGACACACUUCUACAUACCCCCCGCCUAACCCUCGUCCGCCUAACAGACACCUCAUCCCUUUCCUCCCCACACGUUCACCUCUUCCACGAAAACUGGUCCAACCCCGAUGUCACAGGAUGGAGUCUCCACGGCCCUACGCAUUCCCUCGAUGAAAGUUACGAGUGGAUGAAAGAACAGUUGGCGCCUGGAAUAGAUAGCAUGUUUUAUUCCGUCUUUGUUAGACCGUGCGAAUCAGAUAAGCAGGACGACGAGAAGGAAAGGGGGCGAGAAAAGGAAGACAUUACCGGGUUAGGAGAGCACGUAGGCAGUAUAAGCCUCCGUCUUCAACCUACCGGUCCCUCCAUUCCCUUGUCACCUCCACCACCAGGUACUCCUCCUCCAAGAACAGAAAACUUGAGGGCAUUAGGAUACGCCUUCUUCCCCUCAGCGCAGGGCAAAGGAUACGCUACAGAAGCGGGACAUGCGCUGUUGAACGCUUAUGCCGCUUUUGUAUCUUCGUCUUCAUCUCCAUCUUCGUCGUCGUCGUCGUCGUCGUCGUCACCACAAAAACACCACGGCGAAGAAGAAGGAGAGGCAAAAAGGAAGACCUACAUCGAGGCAGCAGUAGACGAAGACAACCCCGGCAGCAUAAAAGUAUUGGUCAAACUCGGGUUUGAGAAACUGGGAUGGAAGCAUGAGGAGGAAAAGGUGUUUCUCAACGGGGCGUGGAGGGGGCCUGGAUAUUGGGUAUAUGGGCUGUUUGUUUGA
Molecule: messenger RNA, 750 nt
Organism: Alternaria atra
Lineage: Eukaryota; Fungi; Ascomycota; Dothideomycetes; Pleosporales; Pleosporaceae
Exons: 1
Coding region: 1-750 (249 amino acids)
Molecular function (GO): acyltransferase activity, transferring groups other than amino-acyl groups
Source: RefSeq, a predicted model, not a curated record